AUGGAGGACGGCUACCGAGACCGGACGGCCUUCAUCCGCGGCGCCAAGGACAUCGCCAAAGAGGUGAAGCGGCAGGCGGGGAAGAAGAUGGGCCGCGGCGUGGACAAGAUGGCGGACGAGUACUCCAAGCGCUCGUACACGCGCUUCGAGGAGGACGACGAUGACGACUACCCGGUGCAGGGCCAGGACGGAGGGUACUACCGCAGCGACAGCCGGGCGCAGGACGACGAGGGGGCCCACAGCGACUCCACCGAGGGCCACGACGAGGACGACGAGAUCUACGAGGGCGAGUACCAGGGCAUCCCGCGCCCGGACCCGCGCAAGGCCGACGGCCAGGCCGACGGCGUGGUGCCCGAGGGCGCCCAGUUCCGCGACAUGGCCGAGCCGGCAGGGGAGCGGCGGAAGGACCAGGAGGAGCUGGCCCAGCAGUAUGAGACCAUCCUGCAGGAGUGCGGGCACGGCCGCUUCCAGUGGACCCUCUACUUCGUGCUGGGCCUGGCCCUCAUGGCCGAUGGCGUGGAGAUCUUCGUGGUGGGAUUCGUGCUGCCCAGCGCCGAGAAGGACAUGUGUCUGUCCGAGCCAAACAAGGGCAUGUUGGGUCUCAUCGUGUAUUUGGGAAUGAUGGUGGGGGCCUUCCUGUGGGGGGGCUUAGCGGACCGGAUCGGUCGAAGGCAGUGUCUCCUCAUCUCCCUCUCCAUCAACAGCGUCUUUGCCUUCUUCUCCUCUUUCAUGCAAGGAUACAGCACCUUCCUGUUCUGCCGCCUGCUGUCGGGUGUGGGGAUUGGGGGCUCCAUCCCUAUCGUCUUCUCCUACUACUCAGAGUUCCUGGCCCAGGAGAAGCGUGGGGAACACCUGAGCUGGCUCUGCAUGUUCUGGAUGAUUGGGGGAAUCUAUGCCUCAGCCAUGGCCUGGGCCAUAAUCCCCCACUACGGCUGGAGUUUCCAAAUGGGCUCAGCCUACCAGUUUCACAGCUGGCGGGUGUUUGUGCUGGUCUGUGCUUUCCCCUCCGUGGCCGCCAUUGCGGCUCUGAACACCAUGCCUGAGAGCCCUCGCUUCUAUCUGGAGAAUGGGAAACACGAUGAGGCCUGGAUGAUCCUGAAGCAGGUUCACGACACUAACAUGAGGGCCAAGGGAUACCCUGAGAGAGUGUUCUCUGUGACCACCAUUAAGACAGUGAAGCAGAUGGAUGAGCUGGUGGAGAUGGGCAGGGACGCGCCCUGGCACAAACGCUGGAAAGCAAAGCUGACCAGUCUUUUCCAUCAGGUGUGGGGAAAUUUUCAGGCCUGUUUCUCCCCUGAGUAUCGCCGCACCACAUUCAUGAUGAUGGCAGUAUGGUUCAGCAUGUCCUUCAGUUACUAUGGUCUGACUGUCUGGUUCCCCGACAUGAUCAAAUAUCUUCAGAGGCAGGAGUAUGCCUCACGCACCAAGGUCUUCAUCAAGGAGAGGGUGGAACAUGUCACCUUUAACUUCACCUUGGAGAACCAGGUCCAUCGCAAUGGUCAAUACUUCAAUGACAAGUUCAUGAACCUGAAGAUGAAGUCUAUGCUGUUUGAGGACUCUGUGUUUGAGGAGUGCUACUUUGAGGACAUCACAACCAGCAACACUUUCUUCAAAAACUGCACCUUCAUCUCCACCCUUUUCUAUAACACAGAUCUGUUUAAGUACAGGCUUGUCAACAGCAAGCUCAUCAACAGUACUUUUCUACAUAAUAAAGAGGGCUGUAUAUUGGACUUCAGCGAUGACAACAACGCCUACAUGAUCUACUUUGUCAGCUUCCUGGGCACGCUAGCAGUGCUGCCGGGGAACAUUGUGUCCGCCCUGCUAAUGGACAAGAUUGGACGGCUAAGGAUGCUGGCGGGCUCCAGCAUGAUGGCGUGCAUCAGCUGCUUCUUCCUGUCGUUCGGCAGCAGUGAGUCAGCCAUGAUCGCCCUGCUCUGUCUCUUCGGGGGCAUCAUCAUCGCCUCCUGGAAUUCCCUGGAUGUGCUGACCGUGGAGCUCUACCCUUCUGAUAAAAGGACCACAGCAUUUGGUUUCCUGAAUGCUCUGUGUAAGCUGGCAGCUGUCCUGGGCAUCAGCAUUUUCACGUCUUUUGUGGGCAUCACCAAGGCUGUGCCCAUCAUGUUUGCCUCAGGGGCACUGGCUGCGGGCAGCUACCUGGCUCUAAAACUGCCAGAGACACGGGGCCAGGUUCUACAGUAGUGUGCCACAACUUACUGUAAUUACU
Conger conger (European conger) is the source of this 2224-nucleotide messenger RNA. RefSeq names its product synaptic vesicle glycoprotein 2A (gene sv2a). The record is from RefSeq and is a predicted model, not a curated record. Gene Ontology annotation, molecular function: transmembrane transporter activity. Bases 1 to 2199 code for a protein of 732 amino acids. Gene Ontology annotation, biological process: transmembrane transport; chemical synaptic transmission. NCBI's taxonomy places the organism in Eukaryota, Metazoa, Chordata, Actinopteri, Anguilliformes, Congridae. Gene Ontology annotation, cellular component: membrane. The transcript has 12 exons.